AUGGCGGCCAAGUUCAUUCCGCGCCAGGUCUUCCCUCAUUAUGGAUCGAUCCCCAGAUCCUACUUUCUGGGGCACCAUCGCGCGGGCUUGACCAAAAUGAAAAGCAUGCUCUCGUCGAUCGAUUAUGUUAUCGAAUGCCGCGAUUACCGUGCGCCCAUCACUUCAAUCAAUCCCAUGUUUGAAGAAGCCUUAGGCAACAAGCGACGCUUGGUUGUCUAUACCAAACGAGAUCUCGGCAGCAUGCCCAAGUCGUCUGCGCGGAAUCAGAUUGAGAAAAAACUCCAGAGGUUUGAUACGAAGUCCGCCACCUUCUUUGUCAGUUCGUCUUCCCGUCCGGACGUCAGCAACAUCCUCAAACAUCUCCGGGACGAUGCUGAAGGCCCCGAUAAACUCGUUGGGUGUCGUGUCCUGGUGGUUGGAAUGCCAAAUGUCGGCAAGUCGACGCUCAUCAACAACCUGCGCAACCAAGGUGUUGGCAAGGCCAAGGCCGUGAGAACUGGCGGGCAACCGGGUAUCACUCGCAAAAUAGCUACUCCGGUUAAAAUCAUCGAGCGAGAGCAUGGGUCGCAUGUUUAUGUCGUGGACACGCCAGGUGUAUUCAUGCCUUAUGUGCCGGACGCGGAGAACAUGCUCAAACUCGCGCUCUGUAACUGUGUCAAGGAUUCCGUGAUAUCGCCAAUCACACUUGUGGAUUACUUGUUAUAUCAAAUCAACCUGCAUGAUGUGCAGGCGUACAAAAGGUGGUCUGAACCGACGAACGAGGUGGUACCAUUGCUUGACACGUUCGCGCGCCAGACGGGACUUCUGGGGAAAGGCGGCGUUCCCAUCCUGGAUUCGGCGGCCAUGCAUUUUAUUCAGAAGUGGCGCGCGGGCGAGCUGGGCCGAUUUAUCUUAGAUGAUCUUGAGGCAGAGAAACGGCGCCUGGAGGACCCCUCACAGCCAGUUCGUCUCAGCAUGACCCAGGCACUCAAGGCUGGACGAGGAUCCCGCAAGAAUUCCUCCAAUACGGAUUCAAAUGAUACCCCUUGA
This is a messenger RNA of Penicillium lagena, 1029 nucleotides long. Its product is annotated as putative GTPase MTG1. The transcript has 2 exons. Bases 1 to 1029 code for a protein of 342 amino acids. The record is from RefSeq and is a predicted model, not a curated record. Gene Ontology annotation, molecular function: GTP binding; GTPase activity. Gene Ontology annotation, cellular component: mitochondrion. Lineage: Eukaryota; Fungi; Ascomycota; Eurotiomycetes; Eurotiales; Aspergillaceae.